UUAGUGGAUACCUCAGCGACUUCCCCUCCACGAUUGGCCGCUUUCACGACUUUUGGGCUGGGUAUCUGGCUGGGCGGGUGGUGACUGCUGCAACAAUCUCUCCACUCACGCCAGAGAGUCAGACCAAACUUUCUUAAUACACUAUCUUUUUUUGCCCACUUUCCCUAGCAGUUUAUCGUCCGGUUCAUUCAUCAUCGUCCCAUUCUGCGACGAAUCAUUCUAAUUCCUUCUUAUUACCACUUUUCCUUGUUGGACUUUGUUUUUUGGACGACACCGGCGACGACUUGAUCAUCUAAACCCACAUCACAUCACAUCCCACUUUGCAUCACCGCCAUAGUGCAAAUCCAGAUUGACGUCGUCUUCUUUUUCGUCCAGCGUCUAGUUCAGUGUACCUGUACCUGUAUCCGUACCCGUACCCGGUGGACGAUUAUGUAUCAUAUCCAAUUCGAACCCACAGCAAUGGCCGCCUGAGAUCCGGUUUCCCUACUCUUUACUCUUGUCCGUGAGGGCCAAGCGACGACAUGCUUCGACACUCACCCGGAAUGAUGACUACAAUACCUCCUAAGCCACCUAAAUACUCCCGCCAAUACUCCCGCCGCCAUGGAUACGCAACAACCACCACCGUCCCAAUCCCCUCACCCUCCUCACCUCAUUACCGAUCCCAAUAAUCCUGCUUUCCCCUCCGUUCCUUCUAGAACCGCCAGCAGCACUCCGAUUUCCUCCCCGGGUCUGUUCAGUCCUACGAUCCCUCGUCCUAAUGUCUUCCUGGCACAUUCCGCCUCCGAUGCCUCUACGCCGGCGGUCACCAUGGCCAGUCCCUACCUGCACCCAUUGCAGAAUCAUAGAGUUCGAGAGACGCACAAAGCCCUUGUUGACCUGGACCUUAUGACGGGACGAAAGAUCAUCAAUCAGUACGAAGUGAUUGAAGAACUAGGUCGUGGUGUUCAUGGCAAGGUCAAACUAGCUCGGAACCUAGAGACUGGCGAGAAUGUUGCGAUCAAGAUCAUACCCAGAUUCUCUAAGAAACGCCGUCUGGGUAAGGUCACCGCAUCCCCCCAAGACAAAACCAAAAGAGAGAUCGCUAUUCUGAAAAAGAUUCGCCACCCCAAUGUCGUCGCUCUGCUCGAAAUCAUCGACGACCCAGAGUUCAAGAAGAUCUAUAUGGUCUUGGAACAUGUAGAAUUGGGAGAGGUCAUCUGGAGGAAGAAGGGCUUGCCCUACAUCUGCAGCAUCGAGAGGAGGAGGAUUGAGAAAGAGAUGCGUGGAGAGCUAAGCACCGAUGAGGAAGAGCGUUACAUCCAGCUUCUCGAAAGGCGUCAGGCUCUUAAUGACGUGAAGAGGGCGAAGAUGCAGCAGAGUCAGAAGGGGCCAGACGACUUUUGGAGCAUCGAAUAUGGUGCCGCAAAUGACGACGACUCGGAGGGCCACUCGCGCUCUUUAGGAAGAAAUGGAAGUGGGUUCCUUCAAUCUGGCCGUGCAGUGUCAUCGGUUUCAAGGACUGGGUCGAGGGCUACGUCUCCAGCUCGUUCACACGCCCAAUCUGCUCCAUCAGGUUCCCGGGCCAGCACUCCCCUUCCAUCUGAAUAUGAUGUCUCCUCAGUUGGCGCGGACGCUGAGAGUGUCAUAGAGACUCCUGGGCCCCUGCGCUCCCAACCUGGAUCCUCCUCCGCUCUUGACAGGACAUUGACUAGUGCUUAUCCGGAGGAUGCCAUGUUUCGUGGUCGAUCGCCGAGUAUGGCCGACUCGAUCAUCUCCCAUAUGUCGUCGGUUGAUUGUAAUCCACAACCUCACGACCCCUUCGCCGACGACUUUUCCUACGUUCCUUGCUUCACCAUCGACGAUGCUCGUGCCACGUUCCGGGACACCGUGCUCGGCUUAGAGUACUUGCACUAUGAAGGCGUAGUCCAUCGUGACAUCAAGCCUGCUAAUCUCUUAUGGACUAGAGAUCACAGAGUGAAGAUCUCUGACUUCGGAGUCUCUUACUUUGGUCGGCCAAUUCGCGAAGGCGAACAGGAUGAGCUCGUAUCGGAGUCCGAAGCUCGUGAUUUUGACGACGACCUCGAGCUGGCCAAAACUGUCGGCACACCGGCUUUCUUUGCGCCAGAGUUAUGCUACACGGACCUAAGCGUCGAACAACCAAAGAUCUCGGAGCAAAUUGACGUCUGGUCUUUAGGAGUAACACUCUACUGUUUGAUAUUUGCUCGGAUUCCUUUUAUGGCUGAGGACGAAUGGCAGAUGUUUCAGAAGAUCGCUAAGGAAGAAGUGUAUAUACCACGCCGCCGACUAAGACCCGUCGACCCACAACAUUCGCCGCAAUCGACGUCAUUAUAUAAGCGUAUCAACAGCGAACCGUACCGAGACGACAGCGUCCUUGCUUACGAGGAAAUUGAUGACCUACUUUACGAUCUUCUGCGCCGCAUGCUGACUAAGAAUCCCGAGAAAAGAAUACGACUAAGAGAGGUGAAGCGUCACCCGUGGGUUCUUCAAGGGAUACCUAACAUCAUCGCAUGGAUUGACGAAACAGACCCAUCACGCCGUACUUCUGGCCGCAAGAUCGAGGUCGAUGAACGCGAGAUCACUCGUGCCGUCGUGCCUCUCACUUUCCUCGAGAGGGCUCGUUCAGUCGUGAAGAAAACGAUCGGAAAAGUAAUGCACCCACGUACCGAAAGGGCGGAAGUUCCGUCGAGAAGAAGAGCAGCUAGUAGCGCUGCUAGCUCCGCGGGAGAUACGCCCCCAAGUAUACCGCCACCGCAUGUACGAGACACACGCCGAAAAAGUUUACGGCCUGACGAUUAUUUUGCGACUGUCAGAGAGAGUGAUCAUCCCCUAUCACAAAGUGUUACUGCGAGUCCUCAGGAGUCGCCUGUCUAUGAUAGGCCAGAUUCCGCCCAACAACGUGGCUCGACCUUGGUAGGCGGAGAUUUUAGACGUAACGCGAGCUCCUCUGUUGGCGAUUUUAACACGCAAUCAGAUCUGGCAGGACCGCCGUCGGCAUCGGCAUCGUUAUCAUCGAUCAGGGGACAUUUAAGUUACCGUCAUGGUCGAACAAGAUCAAUCACCAACGCCAUACUUGCCCUUGCACCUCAGAAAGAAUGGCAGACAACCCCGAACACUCCCGCGCUCGAAACUUGUAUCAGAGAUGACCCGAUUGCUUCCUUGCGAAAGGCUAGAGAUGUAGAAUCCACGGACGACUCAUCGCGUUCGAGAUCUGUCGAUCGCGGAUUGUUCGGCAAUAGCGACAAACGCGCCGAGGCGAAAGUUGCUCUCAGCACAGCUGUAGCCCCAGGGAAUGUAGAACUUCCCAAACGCCCGCUCUCAGUCCAUCCUCCAGACACAACGUCUCAUACCCUCCAGGAUGCGGCAGCAGCCCUACCUUCUCCUAUGUUCUUCUCUCCUCGGGCAGUUCGCACUUAUCAGCAUCGCCAACCAAGUUCAGACCCGAAUAUGCACGAGACCCAUAUGGGUGCUGUCGAAAUUGAUCAGCGACCUAUGACAGCUCACCGGGCUAUACAGAUAGAAACUCGAACCCCGCCUCCAAGAGUGUACAAUUCGUCCACGCCCGAAUCAUUUGCACGAGCGCAUGAACAGAUGGCCCGCCGGCGACAGCGGGAAGAUGAGGAACAAGCGAAACGUGAAAAGCUACUCGCAUCUCAUCGCAGGGGCAGCAGUUCUACCUAUAUGUCUUGCCCUCCUUCGCCCGAUGAUGAACUUUCCUUAGAUCAUCCCCCAUCUCUGUCCAGGGGUGAUCCGGGCACCGCUGCCACGUCGGCUUCGGCAUCCACAGGGACCAUCAUGACUCCGCUGACUAGCCCAAGUGAAUCAGCGAGUCCUAUUAGCCUUGGAGAUAUGACAGAACACGGCGAGGAUUCACAGAUCUUUCGCUCAGAUCCGUCGCUGCCGGCGUUACUCAGCGGUGCUAGUUCGAUUUCUGCUGAUGCCGAGGGAGAAUUUCUUCUUAAGCCAGGCUCUCUUGACCGGCCUUCCCUUAUCGACACAACUGAUUCUUUGACCCCACCGGCUCUCCACAAAGAACCCAUCUCCGGGUUCCCCCUGGAAGAGGAUGAGCAUUAUCAAACAUUAUUACUACCUCAGCCGCAACGCGCUUUAGCCACAUCGUCUUUUUUGACCACGAGAGCUAUCGAUGACGACGAUGGAAGCGACAGCGAUGAAGGCCUCGUUAUGAAACCUAAAAAGCGGAAUCCGGUCAAGGACAAUGCUAGCUCGCCGCUAGGCAGGACAAUGUCUGCGAGAAGGCGAGACACCCAAACCAGCAUCGGUAGCACUGAGACGGCCAAGAAAGUAGUCAUGCAAAGCCAAUAGGUGGCUUUAUUGAUUGCUUUAGUCAUGAUCUCUCCAUUCCACUGCCACAGGACCCUUAUUAUCAUUAACUUCCUCCCGCACAUAUUGCGGAAUCCAUAAAACUGGGACAACCAGUUAAACACAGAAUAGCAUACCUUAAGGGCUUAUCUGUGGCCCCUUCGGCUCUACCACUACAUAUCGUACAAGGAAGCCGCAACCACUUAGCUUCUGGCCCGGCCUGAAGAAUAUUCACCUACCCAUCCAUACGGCUUAUGAUCGAAGCCUCGGCUUAGAUAUAAAGCUUUGAAGGUCGUCAAAUCGAUACCCAUUACCUUAUUAACGACCGAACUAUUUACCUUGACGGAUUAAUCACCUCUCUUGUUCGGGAGAAAGUGUAUAACAUGAAAAAUUGCUUAAUUUGGGACGACGGAGUCUAGCGGCGAUACGAAUGGGAUUGAGCACGAUGAGACGAUGAUGGGACGAGACACGAACAUGUCAGCGAUGUUAAGUUUCUUGUCCAUCCACACAAACACGGACACUUGUCGUUAGAUGUGGACUUACCAUCCGACAAAAUUGAAGAGAUGAAUACCACAUAUUCCGAUGUGCGGGUUCUACCAUCAUGAAGGAAGCUCUUGAUUCUGCUCCCUUGGCGUGCUCUGCACCCAUUAUUGCUUCGCCCUCUAGCUACUAGACACGGAGAGGAAUCUUUGGUGUUAUUGCUUUUUUUUUCCUUUUUUUUU
Messenger RNA from Annulohypoxylon truncatum, 5039 nucleotides. RefSeq names its product kinase-like protein. Bases 601 to 4320 code for a protein of 1239 amino acids. NCBI's taxonomy places the organism in Eukaryota, Fungi, Ascomycota, Sordariomycetes, Xylariales, Hypoxylaceae. Gene Ontology annotation, molecular function: ATP binding; protein kinase activity. The record is from RefSeq and is a predicted model, not a curated record. The transcript has 2 exons. Gene Ontology annotation, biological process: protein phosphorylation.